Molecule: messenger RNA, 604 nt
Organism: Amoebophrya sp. A120
Lineage: Eukaryota; Dinophyceae; Syndiniales; Amoebophryaceae
Source: the annotation of a GenBank genome assembly
GUUGUAUUUACUGGUUAUGGCUGUGUAAUGAUCUGAGGCAACAUCAUGGAUUACGUCGAAAAGAAAGAAUGACAUUGAUCUGAUCUCACGACCAUGCAGCUCCCAACUGCUCCCGGACCGCCGGGCGUGGCCGCUGCGACCACUGGAGCAAACGCGUCCAACAUCGCUGGGCCCAGUAAGAACCAUAGCGCCUCUCCUGCUGCUCCCCUAGCCGCGCGCACGAAUGCGAAUACGUCCAACUACGCUUCAGCCGGAGCGGGUGGCGGUGGUCAGCAUUUGUUUCAUCCACCCGCGGCGACGUCCGCGCACACUGUGGCGGCUUUCGGCCAGCACGCCACGGCUACGAACGCCACGGCUGCCGCGCACUUUGCGGCGCAAAUGUACCAGCAGGCUACGCUAGCGGCCGUGGCAAGUACAAGUAGAGGCUCGUCCUCUUCUACGCAGCACCAAGGCUCGUUUCUUCCCGGUGGGGUAGGGAGCUUCGUGCCGCACAAUUUGCACACCAUAUCGGCGGCCAUGGCCGCGGGUGGUGGCGGAGCAGGAGCGGGUGGGCAUCAUUUACUAUUUCCAGGAAGUCAUCAAUCCCAGCAACAGCUGCACCACC